This is a messenger RNA of Anopheles arabiensis, 4248 nucleotides long. RefSeq names its product J domain-containing protein (gene jdp). The record is from RefSeq and is a predicted model, not a curated record. NCBI's taxonomy places the organism in Eukaryota, Metazoa, Arthropoda, Insecta, Diptera, Culicidae. The transcript is spliced from 4 exons. The coding region runs from base 934 to 1494 and encodes 186 amino acids. Gene Ontology annotation, cellular component: cytoplasm.
GCGAGCCCCGGUACACUGAUGCGUGGAUGCUCUGCCGUGUCGGGCUUUCAGUGGUUGAUCAGGCACGCUUGCGAGAGGUCGCUUCGAGAGGUUCCGUGCACAAGCGUGUUACGACGCAGCAGCAAAACCAAUCACACGCCUCCGCCCCCCGCCCCACACGAGACUACUCACUACGGUUGCGUACGGUCACACGUCUAACACAAAUUGCCCGCAUCGACGCUGCCAGUUCGCAUUGGACGGCACGGCAAAACAGACCGACACACAAACGGCAAAAACAGACAGCCAGGUCAAAGUGUCAAGGCUGAAGAUAAGCCUGCCGAGGGCAAGUGUUGAUCUCGCGUCGUUGAAGCUGUGCGGCUCGGUGUGUGAGAGGGUUCUUUCCAGCUUCCCAGCGUCAGGUGAAUAAUUGUGUGAUUCCCCUUGCAACUGAGGUACGUCACAUCGUGCAAAUAUUCUGUUCAGGUUCGACGAGUGUGCGGUGUCGUAUUGGAAUUUCGGCCAGCGGACGUCAAUCAAAAUCACACCGAACAACAACAACAACAACAACAACAGAAACAACAACGCCACAAAAACCCGUUCCAGUGCACGAUCGGGCAUUCACAAGCACACAGCGCGCGAAAAAGGGAAAGUCGCCCGCAAUUGUUUUUCGGAGUGUACCUGUGUCCGUGCGUGUGUGCAUGUGUAGGGCAAGGUCGCCGACGGCACAGCUGAGACGGGUGGCCCAGUAGCAGACAAAAACGCGCGCGGGUAAAACCAGGCCCAAGGUGUUUCUGGCCAGCGAGCGGUUGAAGGUGAUUGGAAUCGCGCGGGAAACCCCCCCCCACCCCCCCCGGAGAGGCCAGACAACAAUCAAAACCGCCACUUCGCGAGCACACCACACCAGUGGAGCUAGUAGCAGCGCUUGCAGUAGAGACUUACAGCAGUCCGAGCACGAUGAGCGGUGUCGACGACAUUCUGACGUACAAGCGAGACUCCAAGGAGGAUCUGUACGCGCUGCUAAACUGCAGCGAAACGUCCACGGUGGACCAAAUCCAGGCCGAGUUUAAAAUACUCGCCUUACAGUAUCACCCGGACAAGAACGAUGGUGACAAGGAGUCCGAGGCCAAGUUUCAGCAGUUAAAGGAGGCGAAGGAGAUCCUGUGCGAUCCGGAGAAGCGGGCGAGCUACGACAAGUGGCGCAACAGCGGCAUCCAGAUCAGCUACAAGAACUGGCUCGGCAUGAAGGAGCACGUCCAGCAGAGCAUGCACUGGGCGAUCCCGAAAACGAAGGACCGGAUGCUGCCGGAGGGCGGCACGGCGGCCGGCAGCACCGGGGCUGGCGCCGCGACCGGCUCUGGCGCAGUCGGAUCCGGGCUGAGCGCGGCCCAGCCCAACCCGGCCCAUCGGCGCGCGUCCGAGGGUGGUGCCGCCCUGUACUAUGGCGGGCGCAAGGGUGAGUGGGGCUCGGAGAACUCGAGCGAAGUCGUGAGCAAGUUCCGCAACUACGAGAUCUAAGCUAAUGGUGGGAGGGAGGAAGAGCGGGACGUUUUUGUGGGUGUGUGGGUAAAUGUGUAUAUGUGUGCCCAUUGAUACUGGUGCAUGUGUGUGUGUAUGUGUGUGUGUGCGUUGGGCGAGGUAGGUGGGCUAUUGUCUUUUAAGAGUCCUUGACAUCCUUGACAGCUUACGGAGAUACCACAGGAGUGACGGACAUGAAUCUUCCUGUAGUAAGAAACCGUGAACCCUAGAACGGCACACACACGCCCACAUAAACACAUAAAGUAUCAUAUCCACCUCUGCUGUUACCUCAAACAGCACCACCCUGCCCAGCAGCAUGGGAUGCGAAUUUAAUGAACUCACGGUUGAAUUGAUAAUUGGAGCAGAUACGUUACCCAGGCAGCACAGCCGUUGUCUGACCGCCAGAGGAUAUGUUUGCGUGUGGGAUGGGUGUGUGUGUGUGUGCUUAUUUUGUGCUACUAGAGAGGGGGUAACCUUUUGUGCUGGCGUGAGUUUAUACUUUCAUCUUCCAUUUCGUCCCGACUCUCAUCUUCGCCCUUUUCAACCUCAGCCACGCUUUUUCACAUGCUCCAAUUGCGCCCUGUAAAUGGUGUGGUGGAUUCAUGCUAUUGUAAUGGGGAUGAUGAGAAUGGACAAAAGCGGUAGGUAGGUUAGUGGAGGAUCUCUCUCUAUUCUAUUCUCUCUCUCACUCACACACAAAAACACACACUUACGCUAGGAUUGAUUAAAGCCGUAUUUAACCGGCUAACGAUAAAUUAAAAUUGAUCGAUUUUUCUGCGCCUGAAAGGAAGCAACCGAACAGGAACAAACGAGCCGACACUAUGGAAUACACAUACACACACACAUACGCUCGCAGUGUGUUGAAUGAAUUGAAUAAUUAAAUGAUUUGCAAAUGAUGAGUGCCCAGGCAGGAGCGGGCAACGAUGACAUUACAAUUAAAAUAGAGAAGAGGCAAAAUCAACACAAGAAAAUUACAAAAAAAAGUAUUGCAUAACAGUGUACAUGUGUAAGAGCAUGCUGGCUAAAAACCCAUUAGUGUGUUUUGGUCCUUUGCUUUCUUCCAUGCAGCCGUUUCCCUGAGUAAAAAGAAGGAAAAAAAGAAAAUGAUAAAUAAAAAAACCUUUUACCUGGCCCCGAACUCUUCCCACCGUUACGUGUGCGCUCACCUUCCCGCUGAUGUGCUCCUGUGUUUCUAAUUGAUGUGUUAUAGUCGUUAAUUGUUGAUGUUGAUGCACACAUAUAUGAAGCAACAGCAAAAAAGAAAAAAAAACACAACAAGAAGUUAAGAAAAACGAGGAAUCGCAAAAGGUGAACGUCCUAGCGACACAAUGAUAUGCAACUGCGCUAGGAAGAGGCAAACAGGGCGACUUUGAGAACUAUUCAAAAAAAGAAAAGCAAAAGAAAACAAACAGUGAUAGACACAUUCGAGAAAGCACACGAAGAAAGUGAAUCGGAAAACCCAACACGAGGCAGAUAAGAACGAAUGCCUAACUGUGCAACUCGGUUAUGAUAAUGAUGUAAGACGACAAAACGAUACGACACAAGAGUAAUGAUUUCCAUAUGACGACGUGCGACGUGUUCGAUCCCAAAAUAACGUGGACAAAAAAAAUAUAAUAAAAGAAAGCAAACAAGAACCGAACACAACAGAGGAAAAGUGUGACUUGAGAGAGGAGGGAAAACAGGGAAACAACAUUGAGGAGGAGUUAGUACUAGUAGUUAAAACACGGUGCCACAAGUAAUCAGAUCAAAUCAGAUGCGCUAACUCUUUGCUGCUCUCUACAAAAUAAAUUAACGUACACGUAUAUACAUAUAUAAAAUAUAUCAAUAUAUUUUAUAGCGAUGCGAUAUUGAAUGCAAUCUUGCAAAAUGGAACUUAAUCUUCUAAAACGUACACAUACGCACAUACGCAAGACAAACACAAGCAACCGAUACGCAAUAAUAGAUUGCAGCAACAGAAACCCAAUGAAAGCAGAAGGCAUAUUUUUGUUACCUACUAUACUAUACUAUAUAUAACUACUUGAUAUGGCACACUUUACCACGUAAGGCACAAAACUGUGUGACGCAAUGUAUUUAAAACUAUUUAAACAAUCAAGCUGUGUAGAUGAUAAUAUACAUACCUAUCUAUAUACAAGUAUUAUAUUUGAUGUUAAACGAUGUAAAUCAUGGGUGAAAGGAAGACUCUCUGGCACUGUCUUCGCUGCCCUCCCUUUCCCCCACAAUCACAAGCGUUUCUGACCUGUCAGUAGAGAUGUUUAAUCCGAGACACAGUCACAACUGUUUUAGUCCGUAAGAAAGUACCUUUUCACCUUGAGUGUACGUUCUAUCCAGCGCAUAGCUGCUGUUCAUGACUAUUGAAGGAAAGAAGAGAGAUAAGCAAAAACAAAAACAAAAUAAAAAAGAUGCAAAGUAUUUAUUACAAAAAAUUAAAAUGUUUAAUACAAACAGCAGAAGAGAGAAUAUAAAGCAUACACAUACAAGUAAAAUUUGAUGAACUUAAAGUUUAAUACCCAAAAUGAAUGUGAUGAAUGCCAAGUAAGGACCCUGUCCUUUUUAGCGCUGGAAUGAACAAAAAACAUUUGACUUGACUGCAUUCGGAAUCGACCUUUAUAGACAAUUUGGAGAUCCCUUUUAUACCCGUUGGCAACCAUACAAAAAUAAGUAAAAAAGAAAAAAAAAGUUUAAUGUUAGUUUCUACACUAUUUUCUGUACUGAGAGGUAUGGCGUUAAAAUUGCACGCUAAUGAAAAAAAAAAAA